Blumeria graminis f. sp. triticale is the source of this 555-nucleotide messenger RNA. Lineage: Eukaryota; Fungi; Ascomycota; Leotiomycetes; Helotiales; Erysiphaceae. The record is from the annotation of a GenBank genome assembly.
UUUCCAGCCGUCAGACCCUCAGCUGUUGCACUUGGUACUAUUUUCAGUCACGGCGCUUCUCUUGCCAUUCUAAAGCCAGUUUUUGGUGAUACAUAUCAUCAAGCUAUAGCUUCUGACUCUAAAGAGGAAUUUGCCAAGUCGAAUGAAGCUGUUUCGGCUGCUUCAGCUUGGGGUACAUCUCUAGUAGGAAGCGCACUUCAAUCAUAUGGUGUCAGUGCCCUUAUCAACGCAACUGGAACUUUGAGUUAUAAAGCUGCAGCAAGUCUGGGUGCCUUGAUCUUUGUUGCUUCUUCCGCUCCAUCGUUCAUGACUCAAAUCUUUACCGAAAAACGACCUAUUGAUACUAUAGCUGUCGGGGUAGUCACUCGAUUUUUUGAAACAAUUGGACUCUCAUUAUUCUUAACUUGGUGGGGAACUCGAACAAAUCGUAAGAUAUCAAUCUUUUAUAUGUUUAACAGAACUAAUGCCUAUAAGCUCUUGAGUAAAUCCUUUUCUGGUGAUAUUAUGCUUCAAAAAGAUUCUUUCAAAAUGAAUCGAUUGUUGAUGGGUUUCUAG